Morchella importuna is the source of this 1062-nucleotide messenger RNA. RefSeq lists its product as uncharacterized. Bases 1 to 1062 code for a protein of 353 amino acids. The transcript has 3 exons. The record is from RefSeq and is a predicted model, not a curated record. NCBI's taxonomy places the organism in Eukaryota, Fungi, Ascomycota, Pezizomycetes, Pezizales, Morchellaceae.
AUGUCAUCAGAGCGAGAUCGGAUGAGAAGAAACAUAAAGUCAAUUGCAAAAGAUUCCCAGAGGACUAUGGGAGCACACGAAACUCAAGAACCAAUGGGACAGGGCCACCCGUCACCUCUGACUGUCUCUGCUGAUCAGAGUCCUAAGGUUCUCGACGAUAUUACCCGUUCCAGUUUGUCAACAAACCUGUCAAGCGGAAGUGGCAAUGAUCAGACACUUGAAACCAAGGGUAACGAAUCUCCGAGCUCCGGACAGGGUGCGUGCCUUGGCACGGAUGCUCUUGGCAAGAGCAUUGAUGAUGGCGGGAUCGGUGCGAGCAAGUCUUCCUGCUCCUCCUCUGCACGCCCUGAACUGCCUGGGGCAGCGGUCGGAGCUUUUCGUCCGGAUCGGCUGAGACGGGUUACGACUGGGCACAUGCAGGAGAGCAUCUGGGCCCAGUUAGCUUCGGACGAGAGGCUCAAAGUCGACUGUAGGGCCAUUUCUGACGACGAACCCAAAUAUGGGUUGUUUGGGACUUCUAAAAGCUCUUUUCCUGAUAGAUUAGGUUGUCUUACCAAAUCUGAGAUCUUGAUUCACAGUAAAGAUAGCAUAGAAGCUAGUAGUGCCACAAAAAACGCUUGCGGGGACCAAUUGGAUACCAUAUCUUUCAAAACACCCAUAACAAAGCCAAUGUAUACUCAAUCUUUUGGAUUCUCGUUUAGUCCAAAGUUUGAGGAAAGGCCUAUCCCGGCAGUAAUACCGCAGGUACCGAGUCCGUUUGAGAAUAUUGAAAAGCAGGGUCGGUCUUCUCUACUGAAGUCGCCAAGACCCAUAGAAGGAUCAAAACACCAUAGUCGGGGAUGCACGAUGGGAUUAGUGCAGAACUUUGGACCCUUCCCUGCCGCUAUGAAGACCAGCAAGGAGACUGGAGACCAACCGCCAAUAUUGGCGACCCCUCCAGUCGCAUCAUAUAUAUCUGAGGGGUGUGGUUCUACCGAGUUCAAAUAUGGCGAGAAUAUGGAAUCCAUAUUCACUGAAUCCGAUCUUUACAUGGCAGACAGCGGCGGAAAUAAGGAUUGCUAG